Messenger RNA from Oldenlandia corymbosa var. corymbosa, 741 nucleotides. The record is from the annotation of a GenBank genome assembly. NCBI's taxonomy places the organism in Eukaryota, Viridiplantae, Streptophyta, Magnoliopsida, Gentianales, Rubiaceae.
AUGGAGAAGGCGCUUUGGUCAAAUUCUGGUGGGAAGGUACUGGUCAACGCUGGAAAACCUGCAGGCGAGCACGACAAGAAAUCAAUUGCUGAAGGAGCAGCUGGAAAUGUUAGGAAGGAUACGGUUAAGGCGAUACCUGAUGAAUUAACUCCACUCAAUCAUCAUAGUCAUCAACCUGUCUAUGAUUCUUUUGGAGAAGAAUGUGGUCUAGUUAAAGACUACAUGGGUUUACAGCCUGACAUCAAUGCCAGAAUGAGGGCUAUUCUUGUGGACUGGUUGAUAGAAGUCCAUCAGAAGUUUGAACUUAUGCCAGAAACUCUAUAUAUAGCUGUCGACAUAAUUGAUCGAUUGCUUGUGAUGAAGACUAUCCCAAGAACAGAACUUCAGUUAGUUGGCUUGGCUUCAUUGCUUUUGGCUGGCAAAUAUGAAGAAAUUUGGUUAAUAGAGGCUAAUGAUUUCAUAGCUAUAUCUCACAGUACGUGCUUAUGUGAGGAUGGAAAAUCAAUUCUGUUUAAACUGGGGUGGAAUUUGACAAUUCCACGCCGUAUGUCUCUGGUCCGAUACAUGAAGGCUUCUUUACCAUAUGAUUCGCAGGUUGAGAACAUGGUGUUUUUCUUGGCUGAGCUCGGUUUGGGGAACUAUUCGACCACCAUACUUUAUCGCUCUUUGAUGUUAGCAGCCUCCACAUUUUUGCAGCUCGUUGCACUCUCAUCAAGACUCCAUUAUGGACAGAAACACUGA